Messenger RNA from Venturia canescens, 3214 nucleotides. RefSeq lists its product as uncharacterized. The record is from RefSeq and is a predicted model, not a curated record. The coding region runs from base 23 to 1438 and encodes 471 amino acids. Lineage: Eukaryota; Metazoa; Arthropoda; Insecta; Hymenoptera; Ichneumonidae. The transcript has 3 exons.
AAUAAUGUUACUAUUUACGUAAAUGAUUAUUGUUGUUACGUUUCGUGAACUGGCGAUGGUCGCUGGCACGACUACCACAGCAUUGAUCCUCGGCAUCGGCGCCGUUGCCAUUUGCCUCGUGCCUUGGUUCUGCUCGAAAUUCGCUGACGAAAACGACGAUCAGGUGACGGGGGUUGAAAAGCCAAUCGACCCUCGACCUCCGGUCGAGAAAAACUCGCCUCCGAGCAUGGGAUUCCGCGGGAUUUGCCUGCGGGCUUCCGACUUGGUAAAAGUGAUGAUCCCAAAGGCGUUCGCGACGUCGGACUUGUCCCGGGGAUCCGGGAACGGAGGGAGCGCUACGAAGCUGCCGAACGGGAGGAAAUUCUGUGGAGAAAACUCGCCGACCGAGCGGCCGGUUCCUGGCGCUCCACGAUUCGAUGAUUCCCGAGCUGGAACUCGACGCCUUUCGAGAGAGGCCGAGGAACCAGAUUUUGCGGAGGCUCAGGAGCUCCUGGAAGCGGGAACGAUUUCGAGCACAACGAACACUUCCGUUCGCGCGGGUGAAACGAGGGCAGCAAGCCCGGAAAACUGGUUCAGGGCGUUCGAGCGGAGGGCGGCAAGUUCGAAUUUCACGAGCAUCGAGCCAGUCGGAUCGAGUAUUUACAGACAAGAUUAUCAGCAGCGCUACGACGAUCCCCAAACCGAGAAUUCAACUUUGUCGAGAAUUCAGAAAAUUGGGGGAUGCAGAGGCCAGGAAGUGCCCCUCGAUCUCUCGGCACGAAGCGGCGUGCACGAGCUUUCGAAAAACGCUCUAAAUUACCGCUACGAAAACGUCAGUUCGUCGAAUUUUAGAAUCGAGAGUAAAGAAGCUAAAUGCGCUUUCAACGUGCCCGAAAGUGCGUCGGCUUCUUUAAGGGGCGAAAAAAAAUCGAACUCCAUCGACGAAAGCACGCAGGCCGGUGGGACGAGCGUGAAGAGAAAAGUGUUUCGCGACAUGCUCGAUUUGCUGGGGAUCAGGAAAGCCCCGGAGCCGAAAACGGGCGCCAGCACGAGUUCGGACUCCAUAAAGUUUUACGAGGCUCUCGCAAGCUCUUUUCCAACGGACGAGAACGACAACAUCGUGGCAAAUCGGGGGGAAAUUCCGCUGGAGAGCAAUCGAAAGCGCGACGAAUGGAGAGACCCGAAGGUCUCUUGCGAGGCUGGAUUUUCACGAAAAUUCAAAAAAAUCUUCACCUUCCGGAGCAACUUGAGCGAGAAGCUUUCGAGGCUCGGCGAAGAGGAGAAAAAACUCGACGGCGUUCGCCGCGCCCCCCGGACCGAAAUUUCUCUCCUGAAAAACGAUGCUGACUCGAGAGCGGAGCCGAAGACAGAAGAUUACCGAAGCAUCUCGACUUACCUCAAGAUGGCGAGCGUCGUGUCGCUCAACGACGAUUACCUGGAGCCUUGUACCGAGCUGUGAGAAGCCUCGUCACCAAGAAGCUCCAUCGAUUUAACCUAAUUUAUUAAAAUCCUCGUAAUUAUGUCGUUUCGUUGUAACCUGUUUCGUUCAUUUUAAAUCGUCAUUUUGCUUUUAAAUGAAAAAAAUGCUUACAAAUGGGAUAAUGAGAGUUUGAAAACAAUCCGAAAAUUCAGUACGAAAAACUGGACGAACGAUUGCGAUUCAGCGAUGAAAAACAAAAAAAACACAAUCAACGCACUGUUGUUAAACUGAAAAUUUAUUUAUCGUCUCGUUGCUCAUCCUUGUCACCACUUGGAAACGCGGCCCCGAAAGUCCGCGAGCGCGAUGUUGAGAUGCGUCCACUUUUGUACCUGCCAGCACACGAUCGACGACGUUUCUACAAAUUGAGCAGCUUGUAUCACCGAAUAAUACGAAAGUGAAGUACGAAUAAAUACGAGUGUACGUACGAAAGUGAAGAACGUAAAAAAAAGCGUUCGGAGGCCUUAAAUUGCGCCAAAUGAGUUUGGACGUUUCGGGCGCAGUGGCGUUUGCGAUUCCACGGGUGAAGCGAAACGCGUCGGAAGGCUGGACGAUAGCGAGUGAGCUGGUGAUUAACUGGCUAAUUUACGACGUGUGCGGUUAAGCACAAGCGAUUGUGAAGAAGAAAAAGUUAGUUGAGCACUGGACGGAUAGUGUGACAUUAAAAUCGACUUAGCGCGAUUGCACGUACGCGAGGGACGAUAUCGCCUGUCGCGUUUGCUCGACUUAUCACGAGGGAAUUAAGUUGAAAACAUUGGAAAAAGUGUUAUCCCUUAAGAGCGUGACACGCCCCUUAUCGUUGGCAUUAUUAAUAAACGCAUCGAUAAAGAUUGAGGCUCUUGUGACAUGGUCGAGGGGUCGCGUUCGCGAGAGUGAAAAUCCUCGCGGUGCGAAUAUUCGGGGGAGGGGAUUUUCGCCGACGAUUCGACCACCCGGUCGAGCCCCAAGGGCGAGAUGAAUUGACGAGUGUUUCGUUCGUACAACGAUUAAAAUGACGCUCGUCGAUCGAGCGAGGACAUUGUAAGAAAAUCGAGUUGAAAAUCAAUAGUCGGAUGGAAAAAUUUGCGGGAGCGCGGGGGUCACACUUGAGCCGGGAAUCUCGUUGCCCCUUAACUCCCGUGAAGUAAUAAUAUCGUCGGCGGCGUAAUAAAUACGAGGAAAGAUGGACGUGGCUGGGAGUGAGUUAUCGUCGUGAGGUAGAUUCCACUCGGCCUGAGCUCUGAGCUCGUUAAACCCGAUUUUUCGAAGCGUCGGAGCAACAAAAAGCUGCGAAAGUCGCACGCGCGCGAGCGAGCGAUCUCGCGCUCUCGAAAUAGCUUCGAUCUUCGGCACCGCGACGCGGCGGCAGCGUAAAACCGCACGGGGAUCCGCGUUAUUAUUCGUCCCCGACACAUCGAGAAUCCAACCGCCUGUAAACAUUGUUGAAUUCAUUUAAAAAUUACGAGAUCAAAGAAACGUUACGAGUCCGAGUUAAACGCGCGGAGAGAAGGUCGAAGAUCCUCGACCGCGAGACUCGCCUUCGAAUCUACAAUAAUAUUUAUGUUGUAACUGUGUUAUCGAUUAUUCCCAUGCUUUUUUCUCUCUCUCUUUCUCUCUCUUUCCAUAAAGAUAACAGUAAUGGGCACAACGACGCAUGUCGCGCGCAUUGUACACCGAGAUAAUACGAGCGCGUACACGUAAUAACAAUUGUCCAGCGCACGCGCUUUCGAUUUACUCUCUCGCAGCUCGAUCAUCAAUAAACCAUUAAUUUGCUUCAGA